GCGUUGCAGUGCAGAAUGAAGGUCUUAUUUAUUUACACUCUAUUGUUGAUUGUAGGAGGCAUAAUGCAGUGUCAAGCAUGGAAAAAGAUCACCGUGAUUGAGGGAAACACAUUGAGUCUGACCUGUCCAUGCAAAAACAUUAACAGGGAUGAUCAUGUAGAAUGGAGAAACCCAAGCGACUUACUUAUAUUCUUUAACAGUAAUAAAGUCUUGAAAGACCCAAGAAGCCAAGUGACUUUAACCCAGUCAAAAGUUUCAAUAUCUAUAUCCAAUGUCACAUUUAGAGAUGGAGGCAUUUACAAAUGUCUACAAUACACCAAUCCAGUACUCACAAAAAGAUAUAAAGUAAUAGUUGUGAGUGCUCCAAAGCUGGAAAUGGCACAGCAUGAGGAUAAAACACUUAUUAAAUGCUCAGCUUCAGCACAUGGCCAUCCACCCAAACUCUCAUGGCUUCUGACCAGUGGCUUAGAGAUUGAAGCUAUACCAAACAAUGUGUGGGAAAAUGUAUCCAAGAAAUACAUGACAGAAAGUCUCCUGACUGUAAAGAUUCAUAAGAGAAGAGUUACAGUGAAAUGCUUGGUCCAGCAUUUGGCUCUGCCCGGUCCACCGCUGGUGAACUUCAUCCACUUAGAAAACCAUGCUAUGGAAACAAGCACCAUAUCGGAACAUUUAGGUACCACACUUGGAUCAACUACAACACUGAUCACUCCAACACUUGUCCCACGCAUCAGCAGAAAAACUUCUACUGACAGCCACUCAGAGUCAAAAACCACAAAUGAACAAAGAACUCAUGUCGGCACCACUUCUCGCAAUAGCACAAAGGUAAAUGAAAUAACUGAAUCCACUGAGGGUGCUAUAGCAAAUUUCAGCACAAUCCCAUCCAACUUCACUGCGGAUAAAGGCUGGGAUGAAAGAAAACAUGAAAGGGGAAAUUCAGCCCUGUUGGUGUUUCUGGUCACAUUCCUCAUUAUUUGCCUAGUCGUGGUACUUGCAUUUUUCCUACUCCGCCUCAGGAGAGCGCACAUCGCCUGGAAGAAAGAGAAUGAAGAGUCUGAUCAGUCCGUAGAGAGCAGCAGAUCGAAGAGCAGCAAUGAAGAGAAGCUGAAACAGUCCCAAGAGCAGAGAGGACAAGGCUUUUGGAACACCAAUUUUACAAAGUACAAAGUGGAGGAAAUAUCAGAGACUGAGCCAAAGACUACUUCUGCUGCUGACGAGAAAUCAGUUCCUUCGAAUCAAAAUAUAUCAAAACCUUGUAUCAAAGAAACUGAACUUUAAAAGAUGUGGGGUUUAAUUCCAACCUACAGACCAAACUUGUGUACGGGUGCUAAAUGUGGAAAUGGUUUUUUGCACAUUUUAUAUUUUUAAAAAAAGAUUAUAUAUAUUUUUGAUAGAAAAUGAAUG
This is a messenger RNA of Electrophorus electricus (electric eel), 1401 nucleotides long. RefSeq names its product cytotoxic and regulatory T cell molecule (gene crtam). The record is from RefSeq and is a predicted model, not a curated record. NCBI's taxonomy places the organism in Eukaryota, Metazoa, Chordata, Actinopteri, Gymnotiformes, Gymnotidae. Gene Ontology annotation, cellular component: plasma membrane. Gene Ontology annotation, biological process: detection of tumor cell; cell recognition; positive regulation of natural killer cell mediated cytotoxicity directed against tumor cell target. Gene Ontology annotation, molecular function: signaling receptor binding.